Cyprinus carpio (common carp) is the source of this 3312-nucleotide messenger RNA. RefSeq names its product CUE domain containing 1a (gene cuedc1a). Lineage: Eukaryota; Metazoa; Chordata; Actinopteri; Cypriniformes; Cyprinidae. The transcript has 10 exons. The coding region runs from base 1449 to 2597 and encodes 382 amino acids. Gene Ontology annotation, molecular function: ubiquitin binding. The record is from RefSeq and is a predicted model, not a curated record.
GGAACAGCAGAGUCCACACCAUAACGAUAACAAUAUAGAGGAUCUAUAUAGUUGGAAUCACUUUCACAAUAAUUUUUUUUUUUUCAUUAUAAAAACAUUGAUCCUGCUUUAAAGCAUUUAAUGCAGCAAACAACAAAACUGAAGUGUGCUUAUUAUGAACAGAACAUGAUUAUGCAUCGGUGUGGACACUAAUAAAGUUAUCAUUAUAGUUAUUGCACUUGGUGUGAACGGGCCUUUAUAGCUUAUUAUGCUGGAAGUACGUUUAGUAUAAAUGUAAUUCAGCUUUGAAACCAAAUGAAAGUGUGUAAAUGACAGAAUUUUAAUUUUUUGGUGAAUUAUAUGACUUCUUGACCCCAGGUUUGACCUUCACCCAAUUCAAUUCAGCUUGAGUUUUGUAUCCGAAAAGCUUUACACUUACAGUGGGACUUUUAUUGAUUUCAUAUGAAGUGUGUGACAAACAGCAAGAUUGAUUGAAGCUUUUAAUUGGGUUCGGUGCUUUAACACCACUGCUGUGGUUUAUUCUGAGUUUUCUUAAUGAAUCACUUCCUCCGAGGGUCCAGCGACUGUGGGAUUGAUAGUCGUGGGGGUUGCCAUGGAGACGAGACCAGCAGACUCUGAUCACAUUGACUGUCGAUGAUGGCUGUAAUUUAAAAUAACAAGCUUUCCUGUGUUGCACCAGGAGGAUGAUUGCUCCCAUUAUGGUGACACCUCCACUGUGCUGAGAUCUCUUUCACAAUUAUCAAUCAGAUCCUGCUCUGUGUGGCAUUCCUCCAGCUCUAAUCCAUCUCAGUGGGUCACACGGACCCCUGCUUAACCGAUAUCAGCUCAGCGGGCGUAUUAACUAUGGAUGACGUCAGUCUUUGCUGUAUGUUAUUCACAAGGGCACAGCUGCCCUUCUUCAGAGACACAUCACUAAGCUGCUACUGUUCCUGCCCUCACUGGCGAACUGUGCCAGAGUCUGUGGCUAUAUUUAGCACUGCCUGUUUGGUUUUGGGUGCAGAUUAAUGUGAAGAGAUGAAAAUGGGAGCGAGGGAUAUCCGAACCUCUCCGAUGACGGAUUUUAUGGAGGAGCCCGCAGCCUGUGAUGGGAGCUAAAGGUUUAUACUGCUGGUUGUAGUCGCUUCCUGGUGGAUCUUUUGGUGUGAGCCUGCAUCUCCUCUGCAGAUAGACGGUCUUCAGGAGUGGGCCGCUGUUUGUCCUUUGCUUUGAGGGUGACUGUGAGAGUGAAAGCAAGGCAUUCUGGGAAUCCCAGCCAGCCCUGGAUGUGGUUGAGUCUCAGCUAUCAGCAGCAGAAGAAAAGUUUGUCCAAUGCUGCCCCUCUAUAUACUGAAGCUCACCUCCAGGGGCAUCAUGAGUGGAUAACGGGCGUGGCCGGAGGCGGUGCAUAGGUGAAGGGGUGGAGCCACUGUGGUGGAUGGGCAGUUUUUAGUAGGAGGAAGGUGCUGUAAAUGAUGACCAGUCUUUUCCGCCGGAGUAACACGAACAGUAACCAUGGCAGCGGUACACGAGGGGGCGACGCUGCCUCAGGAGAGCUCAAUAACAGGAGGCCUCCACGUCAGGUCCGGCGUUUGGAGUUUAGCCAGGCUAUGGACGACUUUAUGACGAUGUUCCCCAGCAUGGAGCAUGAGGUUAUCGAGUGUGUCUUGAGGGCCAACCAUGGUGCUGUCGACUCCACCAUUGACCAGCUACUGCAGAUGAGCUUGGACAGCCAGGCCACGGAUGACAGCUCGGAUUCUGAGGACAGCAUCCCUCCAGAGAUCCUGGAGAGAACGCUGGAGCCGGACAGCUCAGAUGAGGAGCCUCCACCCGUCUAUGCGCCACCCUCCUAUGACAUGCACAUCUAUGACAGAAAACAUCCCGCAGAUGUUCCAUCCACACCACCACCCAGGUUCAAUGAUUAUCCCCCUCCUGGGCAUCAGCAGGUUGGCAGAUACAGGAACUGGAAUCCACCGUUACUAGGCAACCUCCCUGAUGACUUCCUGCGUAUCCUGCCUCAGCAGUCAGAAAGUCUUCAGCGUUCUCAGAGCAACCUGUCUCAGCCUUCCUCCUCCUCCUCUUCCUCCCUGUCGUCCCUGACGCAGCUUUCGUCCAGCAGCAGUGCCCUGUCAGGUGGUGUUUGGUCAUCUGAACAGGACAGUAUGUUAAAACAGUACUUAGAGGACGAGCGAAUAGCCCUUUUCCUGCAGAAUCAAGAGUUCAUGAAAGAGCUACAGCGUAACAGAGACUUCCUCAUAGCUCUGGAGAUAGGUGAUAAUUGUGGCUCGGCGUCUGAGGAGGCCUGUUCAUCAGUCUCUGACGAUGCCUUAUUCCUGGAGAAACUCAAGCACAUGGGCAAAUCUACAAGGAAGAAGCUCUUUGAAAUUGCUAGAUCAUUCUCGGAGAAGACCAGAAGAAAGAAGUCCAAAAAGCGAGGUCUGCCCAAACACCAGUCAUAUCCUCACAGUCGCUGCCUGGAGUUUGCAUCUAUUCUGAGCUCUGCAACCUCCACCGUCAAUCUCCUGGAAGAAGUAGAAGGUCCGCCAUCGGCCGAGGAUGACAGCCAAUUUAAGAGACUCUCAGGAAGAGAGGAAGGGGAGGAGUCAAAGGAAGUGAUGUAAUGAUGGAUGAAUCCUGGCAGGAGCAGCCAGUGGUUUCUGCUUUAGAGAGCAGCUCUGAAGACCGAAGAAUCGUGAAGAUCGAGAUUUUACUCAUUAGUUUCCUGCAAUGCUUAAUUAAACCUGAGCCAUAAAGUCAUCAUAGUUCUAUAUUGUUUGUAAUAUACUGGUUUCUGAUGAGUUGUAGCAGAUCUGGUCUGUCGGGACAGUGCUCAUGCUGUGCUGGGACUCAGGACUCAGAACAUCCACAAGCACAAAACCUCAUUGCUCAGCUUGAUAAGAAAAUCUGUGUUUAUCUCAGGAGAAUUUAAACGGCCUGGAGCCCAUGUACAGGUCCUGCCAUGUUUAUAGAUAACCCUCUUCCCAUUUCCCAUGAUCUUAUUUGAUAGGUUUUACUUUGAUAACCGUGUGAUUGAUUAAAAAAUAGUUAUCAGAUUUAGUUGCUAUGUUGCGAUGGGUUUUCAAUCAACCAACUGAAAUCACGCUCAAGACUUUUUCGAAAAUUCUGCUUCUUUUUACCAUUCAUUCCUAAAAUUAACAGUCAUAUUUUAUUCUUAGUGUUAAGUAAGGUCUGGUUGUGUGUAUUGACACUGGUAUAGUAAUUAUUAAAACUAUAUUGUAAUUUUCACAUGUUAGAGCUUUCAGCUCGCUGUAAAUUGCUAUUGAUUUUCAGAGGAUCAUUUUGUUUGUUAUUAAAUAAAUUACAUUUUGAAACCAG